AGAUAUGCAGCCGGUUUCCCCUGAGGGGUCUCGGAGUCCGGAACCCCCAACCCAAAUCUGGAGGAUGAGGAACCCGGAGUCUGCAUUUCUUAGUAUCCGAGAAGGAGGGGCCUGAAUUCCAGAACUCCUGGGUCUGAGAGAGGAGGGCACUGGGGGCCUGGAUUCCUGGGUCUGAGGGAGAAGGGCGCUGGGGGCAUGGACUCCUGGGUCUGAAGGAGGAGGGCGCUGGGGACCUGGACUCCAGGGUCUGAGGGAGAAGGGUGCUGGGGGCCUGGGCCUGGACUCCUCCUGGGUCUGAGGGAGAAGGGUGCUGGGGGCCUGGACUUCUGGGUCUGAGAGAGGAGGGCGCUGGGGGCCUGGACUACUCCUGGGUCUGAGGGAGGAGGGCGCUGGGGAUCUGAACUCCUGGGUCUGAAGGUGGAGGCCCUGGGGUCUGCACUACUCGGUCUGAGGGAGAAGGCGGUCCUGGUUGGGUCAGCCUGGGCUCCUUUCACUCUCCACCCUUCCCCUUUCCUGUACCGAGGAGCCAGGGCAGGCAGCCACUCCAGGUAUGUGCAGAAGUCUUGGGCGGGCCCUGGCCUGUCCUGUGAGGAGGGAACAUUCCAGGAAGCAGCUUGGGGAACCAGGGCUUCUUGAGUGUGGGCCCUCAGGGACCCGGGUGUCCAGGCCAGUUCCGCCCCAUCUGGGAGAUGAAUGGGCCGAGGGGGAUGUAAUCUCUUCCAGCCUCCUUCAUCCACUGCCUCUCCCUUCCCCUAUUCUCCCUUCCCCUCCCUCCAUCUGCUUCCCAUCCCAGCCAGGAGCCAUCACCUGGGUAGAAAAGGGGCCUCUGGAAAGGGGGCGGGGCCUUGACUCUUGGGUACCCUGCACUUGAAGAGGAACUCUGGGAAGGGGUUGUUCAGGGAUUUGGCCCCUUCCCCACCUGCCUCUAUAACCUGUCUAUUCUUUUCUUCCCCUAGGUGGUUGCCCCCUCCCUCUCCUGAGAUGUCAGGAAGGAGGGGGCCACCUGUGUCCUCCACAGGGGCCCCCCGAAGCCUGGGGACUCCCAGCCCCAGAGCUCCGAGGCGGAGGAGGUGCUGACAGGUCUGGUGCUCCGAGAGAUGCUCCCUCUCCCCUCAUGCUCCCUCCCCAUCCUCCUCCUUUUCCUCCUCCCCAGUGUGCCAAUUGAGUCCCAACCCCCACCCUCAACAUUGCCCCCUUUUCUGGCCCCUGAGUGGGACCUUCUCUCCCCCCGAGUAGUCCUGUCUAGGGGUGCCCCUGCUGGGCCCCCUCUGCUCUUCCUGCUGGAGGCUGGGGCCUUUCGGGAGUCAGCAGGUGCCCCGGCCAACCGCAGCCGGCGUGGGGUGAGCGAAACUGCACCAGCGAGUCGUCGGGGUGAGCUGGCUGUGUGCGAUGCAGUCAGUGGCUGGGUGACAGACCGCCGGACCGCUGUGGACUUGCGUGGGCGCGAGGUGGAGGUGUUGGGCGAGGUGCCUGCAGCUGGCGGCAGUCCCCUCCGCCAGUACUUCUUUGAAACCCGCUGCAAGGCUGAUAACGCUGAGGAAGGUGGCCCGGGGGCAGGUGGAGGGGGCUGCCGGGGAGUGGACAGGAGGCACUGGGUAUCUGAGUGCAAGGCCAAGCAGUCCUAUGUGCGGGCAUUGACCGCUGAUGCCCAGGGCCGUGUGGGCUGGCGAUGGAUUCGAAUUGACACUGCCUGCGUCUGCACACUCCUCAGCCGGACUGGCCGGGCCUGAGACCCAUGCCCAGGAAAAUAACAGAGCUGGAUGCUGAGAGACCUCAGGGAUGGCCCAGCUGAUCUAAGGACCCCAGUUUGGGAACUCAUCAAAUAAUCACAAAAUCACAAUUCUCUGAUUUUGAGCUCAAUCUCUGCAGGAUGGGUGAAACCACAUGGGGUUUUGGAGGUUGAAUAGGAGUUCUCCUGGAGCAACUUGAGGGUAAUAAUGAUGAUGAUAUAAUAAUAAUAGCCACUA
This is a messenger RNA of Homo sapiens (human), 1967 nucleotides long. RefSeq names its product neurotrophin 4 (gene NTF4). NCBI's taxonomy places the organism in Eukaryota, Metazoa, Chordata, Mammalia, Primates, Hominidae. The coding region runs from base 1098 to 1730 and encodes 210 amino acids. The record is from RefSeq and is a predicted model, not a curated record. Gene Ontology annotation, cellular component: extracellular region. Gene Ontology annotation, molecular function: signaling receptor binding; growth factor activity. The transcript is spliced from 2 exons. Gene Ontology annotation, biological process: ameloblast differentiation.